Molecule: messenger RNA, 1563 nt
Organism: Symbiodinium natans
Lineage: Eukaryota; Dinophyceae; Suessiales; Symbiodiniaceae
Source: the annotation of a GenBank genome assembly
AUGAAGCGACCGGCCACCAGCGCGGCGGGCGCGGCCCUGAAGAAGCCGGCAGGCAAGAUGGUCUCCCUGGAGUUCCCGAAGGGCUUCAUAUGGGGCAGCGCCACAGCGGCGUACCAAAUCGAGGGUGCAGCGUUCGAGGGUGGGCGCACUGCCUGCAUCUGGGACACCUUCUGCGCCCAGGAGGGGAAGGUGAAGAAUGGGGACAAUGGCACCACGGCUUGCGAUCACUACCACCGCUUCAAAGAAGAUGUGAAGCUGAUGAAGGAGCUGAACCUGCCGGCCUACAGAUUCUCCAUCUCGUGGUCGCGGCUUCUGCCCAAGGGCCGCGGGGAACCCAACCCAGAGGCCAUCAAGUUCUACAGCAGCUUGCUAGACGAGCUCCACAAGAACAACAUCAAGCCGUACGCCACCAUCUACCACUGGGACCUGCCCCAGUGCCUGGAGGAUGAGUACGGGGGUUGGCUCAGCCGGAAGGUCGUUGACGAUUUCGAGCACUACGCAGCCACGUGCUUCAAAUGCUUCGGGGACCGGUGCAAGGCUUGGAUCACUUUCAACGAGCCCUGGUGCUCCACUGUCUUGGGCUACGCCAACGGCGAGAUGGCGCCUGGGAAGAAGGAGAAACCAGAGACGGAGCCCUACAUCGCGGCACACCACAUCAUCCUGAGCCAUGCGCGGGCGGUGAAGAGAUACCGCGAGGAGUUUAAGGCGAAGCAAGGAGGAGUGAUCGGCAUCACGCUCAACAUGGACUGGAGGCAUCCACUCACAGAGGACGAGGGCGACAAGGCCGCGGCGCAGCGGGCUCUCGAUUGGCAGCUGGGCUGGUUUGCGGACCCCAUCUGGAAGGGCGACUACCCAGCGAGCAUGCGGAAGCGCUGCGGGGAUCGACUACCUUCCUUCUCGGAGGAGGAGAAGCAGCUGAUCAAGGGCACCUCCGAAUUUUUCGGCUUGAACCACUACUCUACAGCAUACGUGGCAGCACCCAAGGGGCAGGCCAAGACCGUGUCGAUGUGGGGGAACGUGCAAGCCGGCGGCUACUUCGAUGACCAGGAGGUGGAGCUUAUCGAUGACCCACGGUGGGGGAGAUCUGACAUGGACUGGGGCGUGGUGCCCUGGGGCCUCAAGCACAUGUGCGAGUACAUCCAGCAGGAGUACAAGCCCGAAGGAGGGAUCUUAGUGACCGAGAAUGGCUGCGCCUGUCCGGAUGACGAUGUCAACGUCGCGAAAUUCGACAGCUUCCGAGUGGAGUUCUACCAAGGGUACAUCGCCCAGAUGCACAAGGCCAUUGAAGCCGGAGCAGAUGUGCGAGGCUACUUUGCUUGGUCCCUGAUGGACAACUUCGAGUGGGCGCUCGGGUACUCAAAGCGCUUCGGAAUGGUGCACAUCGAUUACGAGACGCAGAAGAGGACGCCCAAGCAGUCCGCGCUGCUCAUCUCGGAGGUGGCGAAGUCGAACAAGCUGACUCUGCCGGAAUCCACUUUGCAGGAAUCCGACUUCGUGAUGAUCGAGGAGGGUGCCGGGCGCAAGACGACGAAAGAUGCACCUCCCGGUCAGAAGGAGGGCUGA